Bactrocera tryoni is the source of this 2215-nucleotide messenger RNA. RefSeq names its product 8-oxo-dGDP phosphatase NUDT18. Lineage: Eukaryota; Metazoa; Arthropoda; Insecta; Diptera; Tephritidae. The coding region runs from base 1166 to 2215 and encodes 349 amino acids. Gene Ontology annotation, molecular function: 8-oxo-dGDP phosphatase activity; magnesium ion binding; 8-oxo-GDP phosphatase activity. The record is from RefSeq and is a predicted model, not a curated record. The transcript is spliced from 3 exons.
AAUGACUUUCUUCUUUCACUGCGCAGGCGCACGUACGCGAGACGCGAUAUUCUAUAACAUGUUGUUUCUCUAUUUUCUAACGAUUUUUUUGUUGUUUUUUUUUUCUACUUGCAUUGCUUUUGCAUUUUUGCAAUUUUUUUGCAUUUUUUUGCUUGACUCACAACGCAACGUGCUGUCGUUACAAAACUGUAUUUACAAAAGCUCUGUCAUUCAGUCUGUUGAGUGCUUUAUUUACCGCUUCGAGACCAUUCACAUUGCAACUGCAUCCGCUUGCAACAGUCUCAGCUAAAUCGCUGAAAUCGUAAUUAUCAUUAAAGCCACAAAUAAACACGCUAAACGCGCUGCCUCCUAUUUCUUUAUAGCGCACACGCAGCUUGCAGUUACAACUCCUGUAGCAGCGAGCCACUGCCAACUGUCACAUAUUUUGUUUUGCCUCACAACUCUCCUUUGUGCCCCUCCUCUGCGCGUAUUUGUAAUUUCUCAAGCUUCGUAUGUCAGUGUCAGUGUGCUGUCACUUCGUUAUAAAUGGCAGUUUUCUUCGCGUAACUGUUGUUGAUCUCCAUCGCUUUGCUGUGCUCAUCACUUUUAUCUUUCUUCUCAACUAAUUAGUAUGUGCACUCAACACUUGUCUAUAACCAUUUAGUAAAAUACAUACUUAUUUCUAUAGGGCCUUAACUUCGACACUUCUUGUAAACAUUGCCGCCAUAAUUACCGCUUAUUCUACCUACUAUUUACCCACUAUCUUAUCCACCCAUACGUUCUUUAUAUUGUAUUUUGUCAUUUUCUCAAAUUUUCGCAUAGUUAGGUGUGUUAUUGACGCGUGGAGGCACUGAAAAUAAGGCGAAGUGUGUCAUCUGCUCUGCGUUUUGUUUUUGUUUCCGUUUUUUUUUAAUUAGAGCCUCUUUCUUUAGUGUGUUAAUGUCAUCUCCAGCACGAAUAGCAAAACCAAACAGAAAAAAUUACUCAUCAUUAUAUUUAUAUUAUGUAAAUAUAUUUAUAAAUUUGUAUGUUAAUUAGUUUGAGACUAGUUUUAAGUCAGUUAAUGUUCGCUUAACACGACGGACGAGUCGAUUGCUUUAGAAACUUGUAUUUCACUCAAAACAAAGCGUGUGGAUUCAACAAAAUUGAUCAAAGUGCCUUCUUACAAGCAGUCCUGCGCUUCAAAAUGCCCCAAACCAACUCCCACAAUGCCGCCGAGAGCAUUGAGCAAAAGUUGCUCGGAAUUCUCGCUGCUCAAGAUCUGGGCGAUAUAACGCAGGAGCUAUGCGAUUUCUCACUCGAAGAACAGAAUGCCACAGCCGAGGCGCAGGGCAUACAACCAAGCGCCUCCGCAGAUUACAUACCUGUGCUAGGAAAAUCGGUGACAUACAUAGUCGCUAGCGUAUUGUUCAACGAGAGGGAUGAGGUGCUUAUGAUGCAAGAAGCUAAGCAAUCAUGCGCCGGCAAAUGGUAUCUACCAGCUGGGCGGAUGGAAAAGGGCGAGACCAUUUGCGAGGCUGCUGUGCGUGAGGUUUAUGAGGAAACUGGUCUAAAUGUGGAUAUCACAACUCUACUGGCCAUCGAAGUGGCGGGCGGCUCAUGGUUCCGUUUUGUGCUCACCGGUCGCGUCACAGGCGGUCAGUUGAAGACACCCGCUCAGGCGGAUAACGAGUCAUUGCAGGCGAAAUGGAUCGGCCGACUAUCAGAGUUGCCGUUACGCGCUAAUGACAUUAUAAAUUUAAUCGACAUUGGCCGCUCGUACAACGAACGCAACUCGUCACCGCAAGCGCCACCCUAUCACCCAGAUGUUUUGCCAACAAAGUACUCACAUCACAAAAAUUAUUUGCGUGUCGUCGCGGUGAUACGCAAACGUGCCACCAAUUCGUUGAAUGUGCUUGUUAGUGAAAAGAAUGUGCACCAUUUCCCCACGGUCGAGGUGCAUCCACAGCGCAGUCUUCACUCGACGCUACGCAAAUUUAUGAUCGAGCUAUUCGGCGCGGAGUUGCCACAACAUCGGCCACACGGCAUACUCAGUGUCGAACAUUGUCCCUCGCCAAUGCCAUACACGAGCGAUGGUAUUUGCCUGAAUGUGUUGGUAGUAUUUCGACCGCCUCUAGAGGAAGUGGCGCUUAUUGGCAAAUGUACGUGGCAUGAGUUGAGUCGUCCGCUCGAGGAGAAAUUGGGGCGCAUACUGUCGAGCAAACAUUCCACAAUCCCCUUGAAUGUCAUACGGUAA